Cuscuta campestris is the source of this 2064-nucleotide messenger RNA. The record is from the annotation of a GenBank genome assembly. NCBI's taxonomy places the organism in Eukaryota, Viridiplantae, Streptophyta, Magnoliopsida, Solanales, Convolvulaceae.
GGAGCUAGUUUUUGAAACCACAGGGCUGUGGGUGCAUUUCUCCCGUCAUUAGUUCGACCUUUUCUCACCCACCCCCUUUUUUUUCAGUGCUUCCAUCAUUCCUCCAACAGAUCGAACACAGAUUUAUUCUCCUUUCCUCUCCAAGCGUUCUCCACUUGAUUCUUCAGAAGUUGAAGAAUGGUGAACAUGAACUUGAAGGUGGGGACAAGACCGCCAUGGGUGGCUCUGGGAGCUUCAGUAUGGCUCCAAAUCGCAGCAGGAAAUGGGAACAACUUUCCACUCUAUUCCCACACCCUAAAAUCAGCUCUGGGUUUGAAUCAGCAGCAGCUGACCAUGCUUGGGGUUGCCAAUGACAUUGGGGAGAACAUUGGGCUCCUUCCUGGCUUUGUCUGCAACAAGUUCCCUCCUUGGGUUGUCCUCCUCAUUGGUGUUUUUGCUUGUUUUCUUGGCUAUGGAACCCUCUGGCUCUCUGUUAGUGGUACUGUUGCAAAUCUGCCUUAUUGGCUGUUGUGGAUAGCCAUUGUUGUGGCCACAAACAGCGGUGCUUGGUUCGGCACUGCCUUGAUUGUGACCAACAUGAGAAACUUCCCUCUGAAUCGCGGCACCGUUUCCGGCAUUCUUAUGGGCUAUGGAGGACUCAGUGCUGCAGUGUUCACUGAAGUGUACACUGUAUUGCUUCAUGGUUCUUCUUCCAGCCUCUUGAUGUUCCUAGCUGUUGGAGUUCCUGCUAUAUGUCUUCUCAUGUUGUUCUUUGUUCGCCCAUGUACUCCCGCUUCAGGUGACGACCCUUCUGAGGAUUCCCACUUUUUGUUCAUCCAAGCCGCCAGUGCCAUUCUUGGUGUCUAUGUUCUCACUGCAACAAUCUUGGAAGACAUAUUCCCGCUUGGUUUUUCUCUUUCUUAUGUCAUCCUUGUCAUCAUGGUGCUUCUUAUGUCGGCCCCGCUAGUGGUUCCUAUAAAAAUGACUAUAUAUCCAUCGAUUCUUAGCAAGUCAUCGAAAGUUGCGGAUCGAGAUAAUGGUGUUGAAGAGACAACAAUAGAGCCUUUGUUGGUGUCUUCAUCCUCAUCAGCUGCUAACUUGGGAAGCUUCAAUGAGAGCGAGGGGAUAUCUGAAGUGGACAUGCUUCUUGCAGAGGGUAGAGGGGCAAUAAAGGAAAAGAGGAGGCCUAGAAGAGGGGAAGAUUUUAGGUUCAGAGAAGCCCUCAUCAAGGCUGAUUUCUGGUGUUUGUUUCUGGUCUGUUUCGUUGGUGUUGGCUCUGGGGUCACGGUGCUCAACAACCUUGCGCAAAUAGGGAUUGCACAAGGCGUUCAAGACACUACAAUCCUUCUAUCUCUAUUCAGCUUUUGUAAUUUUGUUGGCCGUCUUGGUGGUGGCGUCGUCUCUGAACAUUUUGUCAGGUCAAAGGCGCUUCCGAGAACGUUUUGGCUCACAUGCACGCAAGCAGUGAUGAUAUUCACAUACCUUCUCUUUGCCUCCGCGCUCGAUGGGACCCUCUAUGUUGCAACAGCUCUACUCGGGGUGUGCUUCGGGGUCCAUUUCGCCGUGGGGGGACCCACAACCUCGGAGCUCUUCGGGUUGAAGCAUUUCGGGCUGAUCAUCAAUUUCCUGGCAAUAGGGAACCCUCUCGGCGCCUAUCUCUUCUCUGGCCUUCUCGCUGGGUACCUGUACGAUGACGAGGCUGCGAAGCAGCACAGCGACACCUGCAUUGGCCCCAACUGCUUUAGGGUAACGUUCCUAGUUUUGGCGGGACUUUGCUCCGCGGGUUGCCUUCUUAGUGUUCUUUUGACGGCUAGGAUAAGGCCGGUGUACCAAAUGCUUUAUUCCGGUGGCUCAUUCCGGCUGCAACAAAGCUCAAAUCUUUGAAGUUUCUUGAACAAAGACUGCUUUUUUAUUUUUUUUAUUUUUACUGUAUGGUUACUGAUCCCAUUGCUAGCUCCCUCUCUUUUUACUACAGGGGAGUAAAAAUUAAGAGUGUGUUGUUUGGUCAUUAUGAACAUCAUGUUUAUAUACUAUGGAUUUGUGCUUUGUAUUUUUACAGCAUUGGAAUGAAUCACUUCCUGUGGU